UGCACUGACUGAUAUUACCUGUAUCUUAUUGAUGUCUGGUUCUCAAACUGAAUGUUCUGUACUGUGUGUUCCCUCCCAGCUGUGACAGUAUGUACAGCGAGCCAGCUGACAGUUCGAUCAACUGCAACGCAUCAACUGAAUACUGUAAUCUCCUGAGCCAGGCACCCUUCACUGCUUGCCACAGCCACAUUGCCCCGGAGCCCUUCAUUAAAGCCUGCACAGAAACUUUGUGCAAAUACCCAUCGGUGGACGGCAUCAACUGCCAGUUUUUGGAGGCGUACGCCACGUCCUGCAAGCUGACAAGCGACGUCGUGCUCGGGGACUGGUGGUCAAAGGCCAGCUGCUCUGCACCUUCUAACCCCUGUCUGGACCUGUACUGCAGUAAUAAUGAGUUCUGCGGUGAGACGUUCGGUGACACCAGCUGCGUCUGUCGGUCCAUUUUUGCCUCCAAGUACAAAGCAACAAACAGUUUGGGUGAUCCGACUGUCUGCACGCAGAACUCUGCCAGUCUCACUCUGGCAGGAUGUCUGCUGCAGGAAAAAGGCAUCGACUACACCGCCUUACACCUCAAGGACAUGAGCUGCACAGGUCACAUGGACAGCAAGACCCACAUGGUGACUUUCAGCUUCGACGGCACCAACCCCUGCGGGGUGGAUGUUGUGACGAACGGCAGCCAAGUCAUCUACAAGAACACCAUCACGACGAGCAACACCUCCGUGGACACCGUCAUCACACGCGACAGACAAGUGGUGAUCGACUUCUCCUGCUUCUACACCCAGCCAGAUCUGAAGAAUGUGGCCUUCUUGAUCAAGGACGGCUCGGUGGUGCAGCAGAUUGUAUCUGGAGCUUGGAAUUACACUCUGAUGAUGAACACCUACACCGACGCCGGCCUCACACAGCUUGUCGGGCCGACCACUAAGAUCGGGCUGAACCAGAAGAUCUGGAUGGCGCUGAAGACAGAGGGGCUGGACGACAACAUGGUCGCAGUGGUGACCGACUCCUGCUGGGCGACCAGCGAGUCAUCCCCUGAAAGUUUGCCAAGAUACGAGCUCAUCACCAAGGGAUGCAAAAACCCUGCUGACAAGACCGUGAACAUAAACGGAAACGGGGUGGGAACGUCCAACGCCUUCUCUUUCAACAUGUUCGAGUUCGCCGGGAAAAGUAGUGAAAUCUACCUGCACUGCAAACUGCAGCUGUGCGUCACACAGGGCAAAUCCUGUGUCCCGAACUGCAGUGGAGGUGGAAACAGGAAGCGCAGAUCCUUGAUGCCUAAAUAUGCAAAUGAAACCCCGGCUGUCAUCACUAUGGCCUGGAGUAAUUAGGUGAUUCCUGAUUUAAGCUGCGUCCCAACAAGGAGCCUGAAAUCACCCUGGUCUUGAAUUUGACAUUUGAAAGAUUUAACAGUGAUGUUGUGACACACCUGAGAUGCUCAUUUAAUCCAAAGAUUCAUGCAAAUUACUGAGAUUUUAAAUGUACUUUUUGGUGAAAUACUAGAUGUGAAGUGAUGUGUGCAGUGAAGAAAAACUAAUUCAAUAUAUAACAAAUAAUAAAUAAAUAAUUUCUUUAUUGUAGUGUAAAUGCCAACUUUAAAUGUACACAGUCUUAAUGCUACAUACUGAAUACAAAAACAAUUUCUGUGUUUUAGUGAUAUGAAGUUAAAACAAGUUUAUAGCUGAAAGAAGCUUUGCAGCAAGAUGGUUUUAAAGAUCAACUGGAAGGAAAAUACUGAUGUUAACAUGAAAGAAAUGGUUCAUAGAUUGAAGUUUGUAUAAAUGAAGAUUGUCCGUUAAAACUGUGACUGUAAUCACAUGCUGUUGUACCAUUAUUAUGUCAUUAUUA
Messenger RNA from Micropterus dolomieu (smallmouth bass), 1839 nucleotides. Its product is annotated as uromodulin-like. Lineage: Eukaryota; Metazoa; Chordata; Actinopteri; Centrarchiformes; Centrarchidae. The record is from RefSeq and is a predicted model, not a curated record. The transcript has 9 exons. Bases 90 to 1322 code for a protein of 410 amino acids.